AUGCAUCGCACCCAUCCCACAGCCUCAUACCUAGGUGCAUCAGGAUGUUUUAUGUCACCUGACCCAACCACAUGGUCAUCUUCACUUUUGGAUGCUCCUCGUCUGCCAAAAGAUGAUGUUUCUGGGAAGAAUCCUGCUUUGCGUGGUGUGAGUGUCAGUCUGGAGACUGCAGGAUUGUGGGAGACAUUUAACCAUCUAGGGACAGAGAUGAUUGUUACAAAGGCAGGAAGGAGAAUGUUUCCACUAUUCCAGGUCCGCCUUUGGGGGAUGGAUCCAGCUUCCGAAUAUUCUCUGCUUCUUGACUUUCUGCCAGUAGGAGACAAGAGAUACAGAUAUGCUUUUCACUCCUCUUCCUGGCUAGUUUCGGGUCCAGCAGAUCCAGCACCACCUGGUCGUCUUCACUUCCACCCAGACUCCCCAGCAAGAGGAUCACACUGGAUGAGGCAGACUGUUUCCUUUGACAGACUUAAAAUUACCAACAAUGCACAAGAUAUGAGAGGACAUAUAAUUCUGAACUCCAUGCACCGAUACCAACCAAGGCUCCAUGUCUUGCUCUCUGAUCGCCACAGAGGUGGGGAAUCACGUGCUGAUCAGAACUUUGUCACUUUUGUAUUCCCUGAAACCCAAUUCACAGCUGUUACAGCUUAUCAAAAUCAGAGGAUAACACAGUUGAAGAUUGCCAGUAACCCAUUUGCUAAAGGGUUCAGAGACUCAGAAGGCAAUGAAUGGUCACUCAGCCAUAGUCCAGUAGCUGUACGAUUACACGUGAACAACAAUGAAGAGAGAGAUGGCACAAUUUGGGCUCCUGCGUCAUCUUUUUCCCAAAGUCCUGUGUCCUCAAGCCAAAACUCAUGCAGUACCCUAUCUGACGAACCCCAGUUAUGUUGCUACCAUGAAUAUGAACUGUAAAACAAGAGACAAGCACUCUAAAUAUCAAGUAAAAUUAUUUAUAGUGCCAACAUAUCCGCAGUGCUGUACAACAGGAAACAAGAAGACUUCUAACAACACGUAUAAGGCAUACUGGAACAGCAGGUGAAGAGGACCCUGCCUAAACAAGUUUUUAAACUAAAGGACCAGAUUUUAUAUGAACAGCUCUGCUAAUAUUUACUUUUAUUGCAAAUUAAUUUGUUAAAUGUAGUAAAUUAUUUUGAUCAGAAAAAUGUAAUAAAUGAUGCUACAUCUAAUUUCUUUAAAAUGUAAGAAAAUCUGAAUGCAAGAAGCAACCUGAUUAUUCUAUAUCCCAAAUUGCUACAUGCAUUGUAAUGUCAACUAUAAAAGUAUUGUGAUUAAUGCAUUAUGUACUAUACAGAUCUAUGAUAAUUUCUGCCUUAUCCAUACCUUUAAACAAUAAAUAUGUUGAAAAGCAAA
Molecule: messenger RNA, 1368 nt
Organism: Pelobates fuscus (common spadefoot toad)
Lineage: Eukaryota; Metazoa; Chordata; Amphibia; Anura; Pelobatidae
Product: T-box transcription factor TBX1-like
Exons: 8
Coding region: 1-909 (302 amino acids)
Biological process (GO): regulation of transcription by RNA polymerase II; cell fate specification; positive regulation of DNA-templated transcription
Cellular component (GO): nucleus
Molecular function (GO): RNA polymerase II cis-regulatory region sequence-specific DNA binding; DNA-binding transcription factor activity, RNA polymerase II-specific
Source: RefSeq, a predicted model, not a curated record